Molecule: messenger RNA, 1635 nt
Organism: Fibroporia radiculosa
Lineage: Eukaryota; Fungi; Basidiomycota; Agaricomycetes; Polyporales; Fibroporiaceae
Exons: 2
Coding region: 1-1635 (544 amino acids)
Source: RefSeq, a predicted model, not a curated record
AUGGCGAUUUUCGACUCCAACGGCGCUCAGCCCACGGGCCAAGGAUUGGUUCAGUCGGAAAACCCUACCUUCCCUUCAAGGUCGGCCGUAGUGUCCACAGACUCGCCACCCUCGACACCUCCUCGAGGCCGCCCAUCAUCACGCUACCCCACUUCGCUCGCUCGAGAUCCAGGACGCGUUCCACUCCACAGGCGUGGCACGUCCAAGACAUACGAGCGGCUCGAAGAUCUCUUGCGCGAGGCGGGAUAUAAGGAGACUCGCAUAUUCACACCGGAGGCCGAAAGACGGGAGACACAGCUUGAUGAGUGUCGGAAGAGCAGCAUGCGUGAGGGCGUGGAUUCGGUCAUGGGCUAUCUCGCAAGCUGGAUGCCAGGUGCAGGGAGAAGUGAGCAUUUUCCGAACCCCCGCACUGGCCCGCAAGCACAGCUUUCCCCACCAGGUGAUGACACGCUAUUCUGGUCACUUCCUCCAUCACCUCUGUCGCAUAAACGACAUUUGAACAGGCCCGCCCGGACACCGAGCCCGCUGUCCCCCUCGGCGUCAUCCGCAACGAUUGCGUCGUUACAAAGCCACUUGACGAGUAGCUCUGACGGCCGCACAGUCAGCUACAGGCACUCUGCCAGACAACCCUACCCACAUUCACUCCGCCCUCAAGCUUCUGCAUCAGGUAAUCUACGAACAUAUGCACAGGUUUCAGCCGCUCAGGGAUAUUUACGACACAUGGCCUCCGCGCCCAACAUGGCCAAACGGCGGCCCUCGACACGAGAUAGCUCAGCUUUGCGUACGGACGCGCAGUGGUCAAACGGGCAGACACCAGUGCCGGCUCUUCCAGCUCGGUGGCUGGAGUCGGUCACGAAAGCCGUUGCCGGCUCGGGGCUUCCGGGCGCUCACAUCGGUCAACCACAGCGCCCAAAUUCCCUUCGCAGGUAUCCUUCGUCGCGCGCUCUACAUACAAGGGACAGCAGAUUUACCCUAUCGGGUGAGCCGACUAGGCCGAAUCACGGUGUUAUACAGCGUACAUCCGGCGCCCCGCUCACGUUGACCUCGUGUCUCGUUCGGGCGGAGGUAGCGCCGGGUGCGGUGAGCACUGCCCGCGUCGUCUGCCGCUCGGCACCGACGUCGCGCUCUUCAUCACGUGUGGGUCACCGCGCAGCGUACGGACACGUCAAACCCGCUAGCAGGAAGGCGCAGCGGCGGAGCGGGGGUGUCCCAAGUCUCGCGAGCACAUGCGUUGAGAACGAUACUUGGCACACACACUGGGUCAACGGCCAGCGUGUCCCUGUACCACCGUCCGGGCGAGACGAUGAGCAGGCUGAGGACGAGUACGAAGAUGAUGAAGAUGACGAUGACAACGAUGGAGAGCUCGAUUUUGCGCGUCUUCUUGUCCCUCCAAAGCGGCAAUACUCGAUCCAGAGCUUACGACGACACCUACACCAGAGCCGCAAUCCGGUCCUAAGUGAGGCAUGGGACGACGAUAACGGAUUCGGCUCUCGAGGCCAUAGUCGACGAUGUUCUAUGGACGAGGGCGACAGUCAUGGCUGGGAGGCCAUGGGUAUUCCCGGCUUCCGCAGUGCACCUGCGAAAAGACGGAGAGGCAUUCCCGGUGGCUGGUCAAACAUCACCACCCGUUCCUGA